This is a messenger RNA of Lachancea thermotolerans CBS 6340, 798 nucleotides long. It is a transcript of the gene DPM1, whose product is annotated as dolichyl-phosphate beta-D-mannosyltransferase. The transcript has a single exon. The coding region runs from base 1 to 798 and encodes 265 amino acids. Gene Ontology annotation, biological process: GPI anchor biosynthetic process; protein O-linked glycosylation via mannose. Gene Ontology annotation, cellular component: endoplasmic reticulum membrane. The record is from RefSeq and is a predicted model, not a curated record. Gene Ontology annotation, molecular function: dolichyl-phosphate beta-D-mannosyltransferase activity. NCBI's taxonomy places the organism in Eukaryota, Fungi, Ascomycota, Saccharomycetes, Saccharomycetales, Saccharomycetaceae.
AUGGCGAUUGAAAACUCUGUAAUUGUCCCCGCUUACCACGAAAGACUAAACAUUAAGCCACUGACCACAAGGCUGUUUGCGGCUCUGGGUAACGAUGGUUCUAAAACCACAGAACUGAUUUUUGUCGACGACAACUCUAAGGAUGGUUCCGUCGAGGAAGUCGAUGCGCUGCAAAAGCAGGGCUACAAUGUUAGAAUCAUUGUUAGAACCGAUGAAAGAGGUCUCUCUUCUGCUGUCUUGAAGGGAUUCCACGGGGCUCAGGGCCAAUACCUAAUUUGCAUGGACGCGGACCUGCAGCAUCCUCCAGAGAGCGUGCCUCAAUUGUUUGACGUUCUGAGAAACCAUGCUUUUGUUCUAGGUACCAGAUACGCACCAGGCGUUGGUAUUGACAAGGACUGGCCACUGUACCGCCGCGUCAUCUCCUCCGGUGCCCGUAUGAUGGCGAGACCAUUGACGACUGCCUCUGACCCUAUGAGCGGGUUUUUCGGCCUACAAAAGAAGUAUUUGUUGAACUCAGAUGCCAAGGAGAUUAACGCUCAGGGCUUCAAAAUCGCUCUGGAUCUGCUUGUUAAGCUGCCUUUGCCAAGACAGAACGCUAUUGGCGAAGUGCCAUUCUCGUUUGGUGUCAGAACCGAGGGCGAAUCUAAGCUUUCUGGGAAGGUGAUCGUGCAAUACUUGCAGCAACUGCAGGAGCUGUACGUGUACAAAUUCGGUGCCAACAACCUGGUCCUUUUCUUGUUCUUCUGGACCAUCCUUGCCUUGUAUGCCUUCUACAAGCUGAUGUCGCUAGUUUUCUAA